CGCGUGAAAACCAAAAAAUUCGUAUUUAACCAAUUAAAUGUGCAAAAUUUGACCUGAAACCGUGAAAAAAGUGAAGAUGCCGCGUAGAAAGGAGUCAAAAGAGCAUUUUAGACCGAUAAAAAUCGAGAAACUUGAGUAUUUUGAGGGUAGUCCAAAGCGACAGAGACUUCCAAACACAAAUUCUGAUGAUUUUCCGACGAUAGAUUUAUGCAGCAGCCCCGAAGAAGCGAAUAGUGGACCCAUUUUCGCUCUUGAUAGCUCCUCGCCGACCUGUUCUCCGCUCUACAUGUCGACAGAUUCGUCUGAAAUUGACUUUCAGCAAGUGACGAGAGCAUCAACGAGUGAAAAUCGCAAAAAUUCCACAGAUGAUGGUCCUCCAGAUAUCCCGUGUUUCGAUUUGACGGAGCAACCAAAGACUUCAAAAAGUGAUAAACCUGAUGCGCCAAAAGAUAAUUCUGCUAAAAAGGAAGAAGUUCCUGUUCGUGAAAAGCGUCGACCUCCUCCGCCACUCGCAAUUCCCAAAGAAAAACCAAAAUUUUUGGCUGUCGAAGCGAUGCGUGACAAAAACCCGCGAAAUAAACCACAAGAAGAUGCUCCGAAAGAAGUUGAGCCAAAAACUUCGCAAAUUAUUCCUCUUCCAUCGACAAGUGGCAUGCCCAAAUUCAACAUCGUUCAUGCAGAUAAAACGAAAAAAUUGCAACCAGCGAGAGCAGUGAAGCGUGUUCGAAGUCCUUCGCCUUUGAAAUUCGAGAUUGUCCUGCAAAAUGCGAAACAGCCAAAAACGAAACGAGGUCGCAAGGCGCGUGCAAAGCCAAUUUUUCAAGAUGCCAUCACGCAAACGAUGAACGGAAAAAUUGUGCCUGAAGACGAUUUGAGUUGCGAAACGUGUAACAAGCGAUUUACGAAUCAAAAAGUGACGAUCGACAAUCACAGUAUUCGAAAUGCAUAUUUGGAAGCAUGUAUAAAAGUGUGGAAAGAAAAGGAAAAAGAACGAAAGGCGCAGGAAGAAAAGGCGAAGAAGGAAGCUCUUUGUCCGAAAAAAGUUGUCGGAAAUCCGAUGAAAGUUAUUAAAGAAGUUUCUCGGAUGUCGGCGCCGACGCAUAAAGUUCCAACAACGGGAGUUAAGCCGAAAGUUAGUGAGGAUGUGAAUUUGAAUCCUGAACCGAUGGAAGUUGAAGAACCUCCAAAAGUCGAAGAGCCUCCUAAAGAGCCGAAAAUUUCGUUCACAUGGGAUGCUGAGAAACCAGAAAAGCCAAUUUUCCGUCCAGCUCAUUACACGAACGAUGACUUUUUAGACGUGAAUCGCAAUGUUCCGAGUCUCAUUCCUCAAGGCGCCUUCAAAAGUAAGCCCAUCACGAAAAAAGAUGAUGUCGCACGUAUCGGAAAAUUCAACGAGCUUUACGAUAAUCCUCUUCGCCCGAAAUUACUCGAAGUCGAACAUCCGCCCGAGAAGGAAGAUGCCCAAUCUCUCGUAAAAUCAAACGUUGCCUUUUUCGACGAGCCUGAACCCGAACAUCCUGACAUCGAUCCUGAGCUUGCAGAAAUUUUCGCAGACAUUAGUGACGACGAAGAUGAUGAAAAUCAGGAAAUCGAAGCAAAAUUCAGCGACGACGAGGAGGAAGAAGCAACGGAUGAAGCAAUGGAUACUUUCGAGUCGCCUCAUAAUGAUAGCAUGGUGUCAUCUGAGCAUUCAAUAGCUGAAGAUGCGUUAUUGGAAAAUAACGAUUUCGAUAUGUUGAUGUUUGAUCAGGAUGCAAUUGACCCGUUGGAAGCUGAAAUGCCGCAGGAACCGACGCCAGUUGAGGCUUCGAAGCGAAUCGAGCAGGAAAUUGAGAAAACUAAGACAAAAACUUUGCUUGAAAUCGUCAAUGAUGACGAACUUGACUUUGAUGACGAGUUUGACGAUGAUGAUAUUGAAUCACCCGCUUAUGAAGUCAUUACGAACGCCAAAAGUCCUGAAAUCUCCGAAUCUGAAGUAGAAUUGGAAAAAUCUGAACCUCUAAAGGCAAAUACUCGACCAAAAACAUCCAUAGAUUCAGGUUGUUCCCUUUCUCAAGACCAAGAAUCAUCACCGAUGGAGACGUCUGGUUCAGAAACUGCAAUUUCAGUAAAUGGAGACACAAAAAUCGCAGAUUCCAAUGGAAAUUCACCAAAUUUUGACGUAGAAAAUAUCGUGAAUGACAUCGAAAAGUUAAAAGCAACGCUCAAAACAUGCACAAACGACGAUUUAACCGAAAUUUACGGAUAUUGCGUGACAGAUCGUGAGUUCUUCAAAAGCCAUUUCGACUUAAUUGCAAGUGAAAUGGGAAAUCGCGGCAUGAUGGAUCACAUAAUGCGUGCUUUACGAGUUUGUGAGAGCUACGAAGCCUUUUUGCACUACCGGACAAUCAUCGACGCUCUCAUUUUGGCGGGAUUUCAAACAACUGUCGCCGUCAAAUACAUCACAAACAACUCGAUAAACAGCUCGGAUGCCUUCGAAGUCGUUUCAGAAAUCAUUUUUGAGCGGAAUUUCGUAGAUGACAGCUUGGAUUACUUUAAAAAAUCCAUAAAACACUUGAAAAAUGCGACGCUUGAACGACUUUUGACACAUGCUAUCAAGACAGAAUCGUGUAUCGACGAAUGGAAACGCCUCGUAGAAGACAUUCUCGCAAACAGGAAUUUGCGACAAGCACUUCACGGUAAUCCAAAGCUGCGAGAACAGGUGAUGACAUGGCUGGGAAAUGACAAAAAGGAAGAAAUUCGUGAGCCAGAAGCUAAAAUGGAAACAAAAACUUUUUCGAUACCGUGGCAGAGAACAAUCAUUAACAAUAGAUGUGUUAAUAAUGGUUCAAAAAAAGCUUUGCCUCCACUUUUACCCAUAAAUGGAACGAAAAAAUAAUUUUUUUCUUUAAUUUUUCUGUGUCAAUAUAUUAAGUACUAUUAAUAUUAAUUAUUAUAUGUUAAAAAGAUGUUUCUUUUGUCGAGAAAACAUUAAAUUUCUAUCGAUUUCGAACUUUAAAUACAUUAAUUUUUAACUUACCUUUAAUUUUUAAUCAAAAUAAAAUAUAUUAUUUUUCAAUAUAAAGGCAAUUUACCAUUAA
Molecule: messenger RNA, 3080 nt
Organism: Culicoides brevitarsis
Lineage: Eukaryota; Metazoa; Arthropoda; Insecta; Diptera; Ceratopogonidae
Product: titin-like
Exons: 3
Coding region: 77-2878 (933 amino acids)
Source: RefSeq, a predicted model, not a curated record